AAUCAAUGUAGGUCAUUAUCAAUUUCGACUGAACUCUUUACAUACUGCUAUUUCCUCAUGUCAAAGGACAUUUCAUCGGCGGAUCGAAUGGAAGGAACCGAGAUAAGGAAACGAACCGAUCCGGACCGGUCCGUGCCGGGUCAAGAUACGAUAGACAGCAGCACCCAGACUGACUGUAGACUGCAAGGCCAUGGCCCCAGGCUAUCAAAGGUAAACCUGUUUACCUUGCUGAGUUUGUGGAUGGAGCUGUUUCCACAGGAGCAACCUGAAGAGGAUGAGCCUACUGAGAUCCGCAGGGUGGGUCUGGUGGUGGUGCAGGACAGUAAGGUGGUGGGACUCCACUGUUCAGGACCUGAGCUCCAUGCAGGACAGGCAGCCAUCAUCCAGCAUGGCGCCUCCCUGGCCGACUGCCACUUGUAUUUCUCCAGGAGACCCUGCGCCACCUGCCUCAAGAUGAUCAUCAACGCUGGAGUCAGUCAGAUCUCCUUCUGGCCGGGAGACCCUGAAGUCAGCAUGCUGAGGUCCAGCUCUUCAAACACCUCGAGUCCUCCUCGCAGCAUCACGGUAGAGGCUGCGCUGGAUGCCGUGGCAGCGGAGAAGCUGAAGUCCAACAGCUGUCCUCACAUCUGCGUGCUGCUGCAGCCGCCGGCGCCCGGCCUGGCACAGUUUGUGUACGAGACGUCCAGGGAUUGUGAUUUCAUGGAGAGGAUGAAGGACGAUGAACCGGGGCUGAACACAGAGGAACUCUUCAACAGAGAGCGGACGAGACACCUGAAGGAUUUCUCCUCACAGCUCCUGGUCAAAACGUCCCUGCAGCACCAGGAGAUUUUGACCCACAUGGGGCUGGCGGACUUCUGCGUGGAGCCUUACUUCUCCAACCUGAGAAACAAUAUGAUGGAGCUGGUGGAGGUGUUAGCUGCGGUGGCUGCUGGUUUGCCACAGCAACACUACGGCUUCUACAGAGAGCAGCAUUCAGCCCCAGGGCCAUCAGUAGCCCCGCUGCAGACUCGUCACAAGGGACUGUCUCAAGAAGUGGUGCGCCAUUGUAUCAUCCAGGCCAGGCUGCUGGCUUAUAGAACAGAUGAUCCUAAAGUGGGUGUUGGGGCUGUCAUCUGGGCCAAAGGAGCGUCGGCUGGCAGUGACGGGACCAGGUGUCUGUACCUGGUGGGUUGCGGGUACAACGCCUACCCAGCAGGCUCACAGUACGCAGAGUACCCCCAGAUGGACAACAAACAGAAGGACAGAGAGAGACGCAAAUACAGAUUCAUCGUCCACGCCGAGCAGAACGCACUCACCUUCAGGACCCGCCACAUCAAACCGGAGGAGCACACCAUGAUGUUUGUGACCAAGUGUCCUUGUGAUGAGUGUGUGCCUCUGAUCCGUGGUGCCGGCAUCACCGACAUCUACACCAGCGACCAGGACCGAGACAAAGACAAGGGAGAGAUCUCCUACCUGAAGUUCAGCAGCCUGAAGAACAUCAGCAAGUUCAUAUGGCAGAGGAGCCCUUCAGUGUCUUCUCACCACACCAAUGGUUAUUGGGGGAAGCACGGCAGGCCGGAGGAGCAAGAGAGCCACAGCAACAAGAAGCUGUGCACCCACAGAUAAACCAAGAAGACCAGGUUUUUGUUUUUUUUAAAGAUAUUUUUCGGGACGGGAAUCGAACCCGGGUCGCCGGCGUACGGUGCAGGUGCCCCAGCUAGUUGCGCCACAGCCGGGGCCAGACAGGGUUUUUUAAAGCAAAGAUUUUAUAUGUUAAGAAUGAAGCUUGGAAUGAGACAGAUCCGGAGAUCAAAUCUGAGUUGCACUAUAUUUGUAUUUAUUUGCUCUCUCGUGAAGAUCUGGUGUGUGAAUGCAGUCGGUCUGUGAGUGAUGGAGCCAUCUUUCCUCUCAUGUUUACCUGUUGACUACAGUAGAAAAAAAAGUGAGUGUAAAACUGUAUAUUUGAACUACAGGAGGCUGCUUUUAGUAGGCCGUGUUAAUUGUUGGUGAGUGGAGGAGAGUUUUGUGUCUUUCAAGGAUUCAUUUUGACAAGUACGACGUCCAUGAAGACCAGGAGGAUAAUAGGGCAAUAUAUGCUGUGAUUUGUUAAUGUCAUUUUAUUUUUUUAUACAAGCAGCGCCAAUUUUAUUUAAAUUGAUGCAUAUAAAGACAUCCAUACUGUUUAUACGUAAGUAUGCAAGGACGGCUGCUGUGACGAUAUUGCACCAUAGGUUGAAUACUAAUCCAUUAACACAUGAAGCAGUGUGAAGAGAGAUGGAACUGCAACAGCUUUACUCGUGUGUGAUUGUUUUUAUGUAUUAAUGCAGUGUUGAGGAAUUUCAUGCAGGAUAUCAGGUUCUGGUUCCUGUCAGUACAAUAAUACUACAAUAUUUCUGUAACCGAGGUUCAAAUCAUCUAGUGUUAAACUACAGUAAUCAAUCAUUUAACGCUUGAGAUCAAUUAUGAAUGCAUUUCAUUUCACAACAAAUGAGCACUCACACACACAGCAUGCAUUCCCAUCCUUUUAUUUGUCGUGAAUGUGGUACAAUAGCAUCGAUGUGGAAAAUAAGGAGGCUGAGAGAGGAUAACGUGGAGUUGCAAAUGGUUUGUUUUGUAAAUAAAAACGUUGGUGUGUUUGGCUCAAGUUAAACUGGUCGGUCAACUUUUGCAUCUUGUUAUCUUGUGGUGUAGUAUGAUGAUGUCACAGCUUGAAGCAAAACGAUUUUUCCUGAUUUCCAGAUUAAAGCCUCCUGUGGAUGCAGAUCAAAUAUCAA
This is a messenger RNA of Eleginops maclovinus (Patagonian blennie), 2753 nucleotides long. RefSeq names its product cytidine and dCMP deaminase domain containing 1 (gene cdadc1). The transcript has 11 exons. The coding region runs from base 58 to 1605 and encodes 515 amino acids. NCBI's taxonomy places the organism in Eukaryota, Metazoa, Chordata, Actinopteri, Perciformes, Eleginopidae. Gene Ontology annotation, cellular component: cytoplasm. The record is from RefSeq and is a predicted model, not a curated record. Gene Ontology annotation, molecular function: hydrolase activity; zinc ion binding.